Molecule: messenger RNA, 1047 nt
Organism: Arachis duranensis
Lineage: Eukaryota; Viridiplantae; Streptophyta; Magnoliopsida; Fabales; Fabaceae
Product: cell wall protein RBR3
Exons: 1
Coding region: 88-1047 (319 amino acids)
Source: RefSeq, a predicted model, not a curated record
UAGCCCCCUUUCACUCUUUCACAUCAUUUCUUCUUCUCCUUCUUCUUCUUCUUCUUCUUCUUCUUUUUUGCCUAUAUCUAUCUAUCUAUGAUCCACCACAUGGAAGAAGAAGAAGCACCAAAUAAUCCCAAAACAGUCAAACUUGUUCCUGACUGCGGAAUAAUGCAACAAUGCCCUCACCACCACAACCACGCCGGCGGUAUCUGUGCUUUCUGCCUCCAAGACAAGCUUGGCAAGCUUCUCUCUUCUUCUUUCCCCGCUCCCAUUCAACCCUCUUCUCCUCCUUCUUCUUCUUCUCCUUCUCCUUCUUCUCCCCCUCCUCCUCCUUCUUUUAGAUCCAACAACACUCCUCCUCCUUCUUCUUCUUCUUCCCUCCCUACCAAGAAAACCGAUCACUACACGCGCUCCCGCCUCCCUUUUCUUCUCGCAAACAAGACUUGUGCUAAGAAGAAACAACACUCCUCAUCUUCUUCCACUUCUGCUCCUGCUGAUGUCGUUUUGAAGCGCAGCAAGUCCACUGCAACUCCAAGGAGGGACACCAAGUUCUUCAACAACCAUGAUAUACUCAUUCAAGACUUCACUCCCAGAAAGAGAAACGGUUUCUGGUCCUUCCUCUAUCUCUCUUCAUCUUCUUCUUCCUCUUCCUCCAAGAAGCUUCAUGCCAACAACAAUGGCGCCACCCCAAGGGUCUCUGCAAGCAUUUCCUCAGCUUCGGGCUUGACCAUCACCAAGCCUACCACUACCACGGUUGCCGGCGGUUUGCAAGAAAGUAGCGACGGUUACGUUUCUGUUUGUUCUUCGUUUGAGCGAAAGGUUUCAAGAUCCAGAUCUGUUGGCUGUGGUAGCAGCAGAAGCUUCUCCGGUGACUUCUUUGACAGAAUCUCAAACGGCUUCGGUGAUUGCACUCUCAGAAGAGUCGAAUCUCAGCGUGAAGGGAACCAUAACAAGCAUCACCACCAUAAUCAACAGUGCAUGAAGGAGAGAGUCAAGUGUGGAGGAAUAUUCGGUGGCUUCAUGAUGAUGCCUAACACUUCUUCUUUUUCUUGA